Leucoraja erinaceus (little skate) is the source of this 11568-nucleotide messenger RNA. RefSeq names its product phospholipase C, epsilon 1 (gene plce1). The transcript is spliced from 34 exons. Gene Ontology annotation, molecular function: guanyl-nucleotide exchange factor activity; phosphatidylinositol-4,5-bisphosphate phospholipase C activity. Gene Ontology annotation, biological process: lipid metabolic process; small GTPase-mediated signal transduction; phosphatidylinositol-mediated signaling. NCBI's taxonomy places the organism in Eukaryota, Metazoa, Chordata, Chondrichthyes, Rajiformes, Rajidae. The record is from RefSeq and is a predicted model, not a curated record. The coding region runs from base 662 to 7663 and encodes 2333 amino acids.
UUGGAGGCAAAGAGAAUGUGAACAAGGUCUAGGCAACCCCGGUGCAGCAAAUCACUAGUUGAAAACUCCUCGCAAGUGGAGUUAGCUCAGACAUUCCAAAGUCCUGACACAGCCCAGGGAACUCUGCUUCGCAGCUUAUCUGAGGUUAGCCUGGUAUUUCACAUGCUGAAUCUGCCACUGAACUUUCACUCACUGGAGUACAAUGGCUGCAGCUGAGUCUGCACACAACCGUCUGUACCCGAGCAGAGCAGUCACCGCUGGAGAGAGGCGCAACAAGCCUGUGUGAAACGGGUUACAGCUGGAAGUGAAACGAGAUAUGAAUUUGAAGACUGCAUGAGGAAAAAUAAUUGUCUUUAACUGCAAAGGCAAAAAACAAAAUUGCUUUUCACUAAACGAUUUGUAAUAUCCAUCAUGAAGGAAGCAGCAUGAAUUUCUAAGCCUGUAAAAUGGCUGAUUUCUCCCAGCUAAUGUGGAAGAUACAGACCAGAAUGUCAUACAAUGCUUGAGAGUCCAGCUGCUCACUGUUUGAACCAUCAUGGGUUUUAGCAACUGGUAAAGUUUCGCUGACUUUGAAACUCACACUAAAGGGAUAGGCUCAACCUUUAUUGAUGUAAGGCUUCAGCAGGGAAAUCUUCAGAACCGCCACUGUAUACUCCAUGCUAUGACAGUGAAAGAAAAUAAUCAGAAGAAUACCAAGAGUCCUUCUUUCACGAUGACCUCCGAAGGAGUAGCUGCUGCUGUGUUUGCAACUGUGGGCCCAGGUAAGAUGAUAUCUGGCCAGUCAGCUGAAGAUGAAAAUAGGUUGAGUAAUUCGGGCUGUGCUAUUAAAAUAAACCAUGUUGUCAAUGAGGGAAUGCUGGCUGUAGAUCCUCUGUCAGUCCUUCGGGGUGCUGCUGAGGCUCCUGCAGAAUUGCAGGGGGUAGCACACACAGUCAUGUCUGUGGCACAACUGACGACAAAAUACAAUGCUGCUGGUGGAGUCGAGCUUCAGGGUAGAGCAAUGGGAGGCUCGGGCUCAAGUGUGGGGAGCCCCACUGGAAACAGAGGCCGGCCUAACCAGGAACAAUGUGAUUCUAGCUUGUCGUCAGACAACCUCAAGCCAUGCCACUCGCAAACAGAUGGAGAUGUACGCUGGAACCUCGAGAUUCAACCCUCGGUCUUGGGUGAAGGGAUCAAAAACCCAACCGAAGAAAAAUCUUCAAUUGGUACGUCAUCGACGUUCAAACGUGCAGUAGUGGAAGACAUUUGCUUGAAGAAAAAGCACCAUGUCAGCUGUGAGGAUAAGCACAACCACGUCUGUCAUCCCGAACAGUGUUCUCCGCAGACUCCACUCUUCCACGUUGAAGAUGCCUGUCGAUCUUCAGCUUUUACUAGUGCAUCACACACGUUACUGCAAUUUCCAAAGGACUGCAUUGUAGAGGGUGUGCACAACCAUAACCAUGCUUGUCCAGGCGUGCGAUCCACAGAGGCAGGGUUAGGCGUAGACCAAAGAAAGCUGAAGGUGAAACCACUGACUGAAUGGUUUGUUGCAGGCCAUUUGGUCAACCGCUUUCCUCUGAGGCCUUCAGUCAGCCAUUUUGAUGAUUCGGAUGAUGCCUGUGAUGAGGGAAUGGAAGAUGAGUUUAACCGUAACAAAAAGGAGCGGUCCACGUUACUGUUUAGACGAUACAACAAGAAUAACAGGGAAGUGAAGAAAUCUGUUUACACGGGAUCUAAAGCACGCACGAGGAGAUUACCGUCGGGACGCAUUGGCGUGACGGCGAGCAAGUCUGUCAGACAAAAGAGAAAUGCUAGCCACCAUGUGAAAGUUCCCAGAGUUCUCAAUGAGAAGCACAUGAUAUGCCAAGCUCUGCUGAUGGCGGAUAUGUGGACCAGACCCAGCAGAUACAAGAUUCAUUGUACACUGAAGGGAGCAGGGACUGUAGAAUCACACCACCACCUUCUGCAUCCUUCGAGAAAGAUAUUGGCUUCGACAAUCACCAUUGCAAGCUGGGGAGGAGGAGCUUGCCUCAAACUAUGUACUGAUAAUCUUGCGCCUAAGAUACGUGCCACCUUCUACAGGACCUGUGUCUCUGACCACGUGGCUGGUGCUCUGCUUGAAGCAACUGCAGUCACUGCGACAAGGAACACACUGCUGAGUCCUACAGGGGUGCCCGCAGGCAGAGCAAUGCUUAAAGAGCGGCAGCUGUGCAUCACAAUGGCUGGCUCAAGCACUCUGCCAUCUAACGUGGCUGGCAUAAGCAAAGAGCUGGCCGACCUUCGACACCUGAUCCAGUUCCCUGAAGAGAUCGCCAGCAUUGUGACUGAACAGGAGCAGGAACUCUAUCGCAAAGUCUUACCGCUUGACUACCUCUGCUUUCUGACCAGGGAUUUGGUAAAUCCCAGUUGUCCCAGCAGACCAUCGCCCCUCAAGAUCACCACCUCGGCACCAGCCCUCGAUGGCAACAGCAAGGAGCACAAUGCAAUUGAAGACCUGGUGGCACGGUUUAAUGAGGUGAGCUCCUGGGUUACAUGGCUGAUCCUUACUGCUGGCUCCAUGGAAGAGAAGAGGGAAGUGUUCUCGUACUUGGUCCAUGUGGCCAAGUGCUGCUGGAACAUGGGGAAUUACAACGCCGUGAUGGAAUUCUUGGCAGGCCUCAGGUCCAGGAAGGUUUUGAAGAUGUGGCAGUUCAUGGACCAGUCUGACAUUGAAACGAUGAGAAGUCUCAAAGAUGCGAUGGCACAACAUGAAUCAUCGGCUGAGUACCGGAGAGUGGUGAGCCGGGCUCUGCAUAUCCCCGGCUGCAAAGUGGUCCCCUUUUGCGGGGUCUUUCUGAAGGAGUUGUGUGAUGCCCUGGACGGGGCAGCCACGUUGAUGAAAUUCCACUCGCGCUGCGAUUCUCAGGAGGACACCUUUGAGUUUAUUGCAGACUACAGUGGCCAGGAACACUUUUUGCAGCGAAUUGGAAAAGACGGACUGAAUAAUUCGGAGAAGGAGUCCACAGUGAAUAACAUUCUGCAGACCAUUCGAAGCUGUAACCGGAGCCUGGAGUGUGAUGAAGGAGAGGAAAGUGGUGGCGAUGGCUGCACUUUAAGGAAGAACUCAUUCAGAGACAGAAGCAAAUAUCAGUUCAUUGUUGGCGAUGUGUCGGAUUCAGAGAGUGACUCCCUUGAACAGUCCAGCGAGUGGGAGCUGGGCGGAGCGGAGGACCAGCAGAAGGCAUUUAGUCAUGAAACGGAGCUCAUUCCAUGGUAUGUGUUGUCCAUCAGAGCCGACGUCCACCAGUUCCUCCUGCAAGGGUCCACCGUCAUACAUUAUGACUCGGAGACUCACUUGUCAGCACGUUGCGUCCUCAAGCUGGAAGCUGACAACUGUACUUUGACUUGGUCAAAACCACCCACAGCCAGCUCGACCAACGGCAAGGUGAAAAACCUGGUACCCGGCAGUGCCACGGACCUUGGUAGCACCAAGUUCCAACUGUACGGGCACAUCGCACUAAACGGACUAGUGGAAGGUUUCUUGGACUUGUCGGUGGUGAAAGCUGUCUACAUGGGACAUUCCGGAGUUGACCUCAACACUGUCUGCAUUCAGAACAAGCUGUCUCACAUGGCCCUGGAGGACAACUGCAUCACACUGCUGUAUGGGGUCCAUACAACGGACAACCGCCUGCUGCAUUUUGUGGCUCCAAAGUACACUGCUAAGAUGGUACACGACGGAUUGCAAGAAUUAGUGACGGCUGUGAGGAAAAUGAAGCGCUUUCCCGACCAGAGGCUGCAGUGGCUGAGGAAGCAGUAUGUUAGCCUGUAUCAGGAGGAAGGCAAAUUUGAGGGGCCAACACUCGCUCAGGUUAUUGAACUCUUUGGGGGCAGGCGAUGGAUCACAAGAAACACAGCGACAGCAACAUUGAACAGAAACACCGAAAAAUCCAACCUGCAGCGUAACAACACCCUGGGGGUGAACACAGCCAAAAAGAUAAAGAAGUCGCUCACCAGGGGGGAUAGCGGUGAGGUCACUGACGAGGAGACCAGCACACGCAAAGCUCGAAGCUGCAAAGAGUCUCGGAGCAGGAGUGGGUCUGACCCAGCAGACAUCGACGAACAGGAAGAAUCGGAUGCGAGCGUCACAAUGGCUUCUCCUGGUUCCUGUACGUUUCCAACCAGAGUCCGUUCUCUCACCACCCCGUCCUCCACCAUGUUAGGCCCUCCGGCAUCCACACCAGUGAGACCUGCCUCCUCUCCAGUUCUUUCCACUGUCAGCAAGACCAAAACCAGCACAAGAGCGAGUAACAGCUGGCAUGGUCGAGUCAAAGGUGGGCUGAAGGGAUUUCAGGACUUCAUGGUCUCUGAUAGCAACAUGAGUUUCGUUGAGUUUGUCGAACUCUUCAAAUCAUUCAGUGUACGAAGCCGGAAGGACCUGAAGGAUCUGUUUGACGUUUACUCUGUGUCGUGCAGCCGGUCCGGCUCGGAUUCUACCCCACUCUACACAAACCUGACGAUAGAUGACAACAUCACCGUUCUGCAGCCUGACCUAGAUCUUUUGACGAGAAACGUGUCGGAUCUCGGUCUGUUUAUCAAGAGUCGACAGCAAAUAUCAGAUAAUCAGAGACAGAUUUCGGACUACAUUGCCGCUACCAGCAUAGUGACCAAUCGAGUGGAAAUCGCUUCCCUGGGAGAGAGUGAAAUGGGAAUUCCGCAACUCAAUGAUUUCCUGGUGAACUGUCAAGGGGAAAAUCACACCCAUGAUGAAGUUCUCAGCAUUAUACAGAAAUUUGAGCCAUCUGCUAACAUGCGCCAGCAGGGACUGAUGUCAUUUGAAGGAUUUGCAAGGUUUCUAAUGGACAAGGAUAAUGUUGCUUCAAAGAAUGAUGAAUCCCAAGUUAAUGUUGAGGAUUUGCAGUAUCCAUUAUCAUACUAUUACAUCGAAUCCUCUCACAAUACCUACCUUACUGGGCAUCAGUUGAAGGGGGAAUCCUCCGUUGAACUUUACAGCCAGGUACUGUUGCAAGGAUGCCGGAGCGUUGAGCUGGAUUGUUGGGAUGGAGAUGAUGGCAUUCCGAUCAUAUAUCACGGGCACACCCUCACCACCAAGAUCCCAUUUAAGGAUGUCAUUGAAUCGGUCAACCGCAAUGCCUUUGUGAACUCUGAGAUGCCGGUGAUAUUGUCCAUUGAGAAUCAUUGCUCACUGCCUCAGCAGCGGAAGAUGGCAGAGAUAGUGAAGACUGUAUUUGGAGACAAGCUGGUGACAAAGUUUUUCUUUGAGAGCGAUUUUGCAGAUAAUCCAAUGCUCCCAUCUGUAUGGCAACUCAAAGGGAAAAUCCUCCUCAAAAACAAAAAGCUAAAAGCCCACCAGACGCCAGUGGAUAUACUGAAACAAAAGGCACAUCAGCUUGCAAACCUGCAAGCACAGUCUAGCAAUGGCAGUGCGAUUGCUCCCGGCACCUCCAACAAUGACGAGGAAGAGGAUGAAGAUGAUGAAUAUGACUAUGACUAUGAAUCUCUCUCUGAUGCUGAUGCCCUUAUUGCUUCCCACUCCUCUGCUGUGAAUGACCAUGAAGACAAUAUCCUCGAUGACCGGCCUGAAACCAAGCCUGCAAGUGAUAAAUUCCACUUUGAGUACACAGAAGAAACUCCACGCAGAAUUAAGAAAAUAUCAUCGGACGCAAUGUUGCUUAGCAAAGAAAAGACAAAGCAAAAAAGAUUUAUUGUUUACGACAUGGAACUGGGUGAAGAAUUCUACUUGCCCCAAAACAAGAAAGAAAGCAGACAAAUAGCACCUGAACUUUCCGACUUGAUCAUCUACUGUCAAGCUGUCAAGUUUACAGGCCUUUCCACUUUGAAUGCUGCUGGAUCAAACAGAGUCAAAGUGAAACCCAGCAGGAAAUCCAACAGAAUGAGCCCAGGGGAAUCGAUGACAUCAAUGAAGUCAUCUGGAAGAGCAGCCUCUUUUGAAGUGAUAAGAAAGAACUGUGAUGAACCACCUUCUCCUCCAUUCAAUCCAAGCACCUCUAUCAGCGCUAUCAUCAGAACACCCAAAUGCUAUCACAUAUCGUCAGUGAAUGAGAACACGGCCAAGCGACUGUGCAGACGGUAUUCGCAGGAGUUGAUCCAACACACGGUGUGUCAGUUGCUGCGGACCUAUCCGGCUGCCACCCGGAUUGACUCCUCCAACCCAUCGCCACUCUUGUACUGGCUCCACGGGAUACAGUUGGUGGCUCUCAAUUAUCAAACAGACGAUCUGCCAAUGCAUCUGAACGCAGCCAUGUUUGAGGCCAAUGGCGGAUGUGGUUAUGUGCUAAAAUCAUCCGUUUUAUGGGACAGAAACUGUCGCAUGAACAAUCAGUUUUCUCCUCUUGAACGGAUUGAGAACAUGAGCCCAUCCUUACAUUCCAUAACAAUUAUUUCUGGGCAGUACGUCUGUCCCAGCAACACGUCAGGGAACCCAUGUGUUGAGAUUGAUGUGCUGGGCAUGCCACAGGACUCCAGCCACUUCCGCACAAAACCCAUCCAUCGCAACACUCUCAACCCCAUGUGGAACGAGCAAUUCUUCUACCACGUUUACUUUGAAGACCUUGUUUUCAUUCGCUUCGCAGUGGUGGAAAACAACAGCUCCACCAUAACAGCACAAAGAGUGGUCCAAUUGAAAGCACUUAAAGCAGGAUACAGACAUCUACAACUAAGGAACUCCCACAAUGAACCUCUGGAGAUAUCCAGCCUCUUCAUUUACAGUCGUCGAAUGGAAGAAAACAACCCUGGAAAUUUACAGCUGGCAUCAGGGCUGUUUAAUACAGAAGAGCAAAGAUCUGCUAUGGUAUUCCGUGUAACAGUUUAUGGAGUUCCGGGUCGUGAACCAUUCAGCAUUUACACUGUCCAGGAGAAGACCACGGCCAGGCAGUUAAUAUCCAAAAUUGUAGGCACAGCAGGUGGAUCAGAGACCGGCAUCGCUGACUACUUCCUUAUGGAAGAGAAAACCACCCUUUCUAAAGAGAAGAAUGAACAGAAGAAACAGCCAUUCCAGAGAAUCAUAAGUCCAGAGGAGGAAAUACUAAAAAUUCCACAAUGUUGGCUACCGGAGGAAGGAUUUAUGGGGAAAAUUAUCUUUAAAACCAAAGAAGAGCAGGAGCUAAUUCAAAGGAACUCCAUGAAUGAAAAGCCUGAAGACGUGGGUUUCAGCAGCAGCCCAACAGAGGAUGACAGCUUCUUGGUCCAGGUGCAUGAUGUCUCGCCAGAACAGCCUCGUACAGUCAUCAGGGCUUCAAAGUUCAGUACCACCCAAGACAUUAUUCUGCAGGCAUUGAGUAAAGCCAAAUAUUCCUACAGCAUCCUGAACAACCCAAAUCCCAGUGAUUAUGUGCUUGUCGAGGAAGUCACAAGAGAGCCAUUGAACAAGAAGUCUUCCAUGACAAAACCAACUCUUCGGAUUCUUUCUGAGAACGAGUAUGUGUUUGUGGCCCAGAACAGGUGGAAAGGAGCAGGAAAAUUCAUCCUGAAGCUGAAAGAGCAAGUGCAGGCUGUACAGGAAAAGAAGAAAGGUCUUUCUUUUACCAACGAAUUGAAGAGAUUAGCGAAAUCAAGCAAAACGAACCGCAGUUUCUCGAUGCCACUGCAGCCGACCCCCCCAGAGAGCAGCCAGAGUAAGGAUGAAAAAGCUGCAUGCAGCAUGUCCUUUGCAGAGAUCACCGAGUAAAGCCUGCUGCAUGAAGGCACGCAGCAGCAGCAUGUGAUGGCCCAGGCUCGUUUCAAGUUGACUUUAUUUAAUACAACGAUGUCAUGAUGAAGCACAGAAAUUUUUAGCCAGUGCUGGAGAAGACCAAAAACAAUACCAUGUCUGUCCCUCCCCCUGGAUCCUGGUUUAUAGCCCUUCUGAAAAAACUGGAAAUAAUGACACACAUAACUUUUUAAAGGUAACGAAAUCCACUCUUUGGAAUGAAACACAUCACCCGGAAAUGUUCGCACACAUACACACACACAGAAGAAUGAGCCAGCAACAGGUUCCAAACAAGCAGGCUUGUUUAAGUGUAUAUUGUUCCAGCAAGAACGUGUGUGUGUGAACAGAUAGCCACGACUACUGUUGGGGAUUAUUCAGACACACUUGUCAUGAAGACUUCAUUUAUACUCGGUAUGAAGAUAUGCAGGUGCCCAACUUUGAGAUUUUUUUUUUAAACGUGAGUGUAACAGUUUAUGCACUUUUAAAAACCACUUAUUUUAUUAGUUAUUUGAAGUAUUUGCAGGUUUUAAUGGUUCCUAUAUUUAAUAUGAACCUGGAUCAUGCUGAAGCCAGCAUUUUAGUACAUUGCGCUGAAAUGUCCCAAAUUGUUCGUUUUAGUUGAUGUUUACAAAGUAUUCACGUUCUGAUUUAGAGAAUAAUUCCUUGUAGAAUAUGUUGGAUUCAUACAUAAAAUGUGAUAAAAAGCAGUGUUCACAGAGAUGUUGAUGAAUAUUUUUACUGGAGUAAAAAAUCAUGUAAAUUUCUAGCUAUACAAAAAUGUGCUAUGAUUGUAUUAAUAUAAUUACUAGGUGGAAUUAUUUAUUUAAGCAGAGAUUUAACACUGUUUGCAGUUAAAUUUACUACAUUCGCCUGUUAAGUUUCAGGUGAUAUAACACAACUUGUAUUUUUUUUUAAUUUUCAAUUGCUUCACUUUCCUCACGCACAUCUGAUAAUAUAUGCAUUUUAAUUUUCCUUGUAUUAAAAUUGAAACCAAACAGUAAAUUAAGUGCCGAGUCAAUUUCUUUAAUUUUCUGACCCGCUGAGUUACUCCAGUUUUUUGUGUCACCUUUUUUGCAUUGGUAUGUACUAUUAGUAAAGAGACAACUAUUUUUAAAGUGUAAUUUUGAAACGAAGGACAUUUAUUGAAUGGAACUGCGGCAAAGACAAGUCAAAAUCAGCAACUGGACUGAUUGUGGUAAAUGAACCAAAUAGGAGGCUACUGAAGGCGACCAAAACAGCAGCCCCUGGAGUAGCAGAACACACUAAAUAAAAUCGAUCCUAAAAUGCCACCAGCUGUCACAGUAUAUAUGUGCCAGACUAAUUAUCAACACUGAAGUUCCAACAAGAAAAGGCAAACGCUGGAAUCAUGGAUAUGACAAUAUGACGAUGUACAAUUUUGAUAAUGUAUUUAAGUUGUUGAAAUGCUUAAAGAUAAAAUCUGUGAACUCUAAUCAGCUAUUUCUAAGUGGGUAGUUAAAAGUUGAAUCUUAUCCUUAUUACAUUCUCUCUAUUUCAGCUGUCGAUUGUAUUUUCCAUUUCCUUUUUGUCACUACAUCCCUCCUUUUUCUUGUUUAACAACAAUUGAGAAUUUCUUUACUAGAAAGCCCACUUAAAACUGGCCAUUUUAAAUGUAAUCAACAGAGCUAAUUAGUCAAGGUAGUUUAGAUUGAAACCUUAAACGGAUGCAUCACUCCACACAAUUUAGUUUCAGAGGUGGAGUAGUAACUGCUUUUGAUACAAUCCCGCCCAUCUGCUUGAGCUCAAAUACAUUCUGCCUGGAAGGUGAAGUCACUUAGUGACAUUUCACAGGCAAUAGUUAUCCACUAUCUCACUAUCCAGUAGGGCAAAAAUAAGUCCUAGUCUGGAAAGUUGUUUCUAUUCAUUGGGAUUACAUUGAACAUUUUGGUUAUUUAUUAACUUCCCUAUUUAAUUUUUGUACAAAUGAAUUGAAAUCUCACUGGUAUAGUAUUAUAACCAAAAUUGUAAAGUUGGUGUUAUCUUAACAGGUUAAUUUUCUAAAGGGCAAGCUGUUGAAUUGUAUGAAUGAAUUGACGUCGGUGUAAUAUCACUCUGAUUUGAUCAGUGUGUUCCUAUCUGAUAUUCAUUGAAGAUUUAUCUUUUUCAGCAAUGGCGGGCUUCCGCCAUAACACAUUAGAUAAAUAGCACCCCUUCCAAAAAGUAUUAAUUACAUUUCAGUAAUGCUAAAUAGUUUAAAUAAAAUCAAUUAAAGUCAGUUAAACUAACUUGUACUCUUACACAUAUCAAAUGAAGACAUCUCAUGUACAACAAAUAUUGUGUCAUCAAUUGAUUUCAGGUCUGUGCCUGGUUUCAUCAGAUUAGUUCAACUGAAUUUUUUUUGGAGAAUGACAGAAAUAUGGUCUUAAGUUAUGUAAAUACCACAAUUCAACCGCCUCAUGCAUUUUCCCCACAUAAUGUAGUAAAUAAUAUCAGGUUGAACUAUUAGGUAAGUACUGAAUAAAUAAUUAUUUUUGCAAAUUUUCUGAAAUGCAUCAUUUGCCUAUUAAACUUUAUGUGUUUCAUUCUAUCAAUAUGAAACGGUCAAAUUGCAAUUACUGAAGGUAUUGGUAUUUUUAUAAUGUAAUGUUGAGUGUUGAAGCACUGGCUCAGAAUUCAUGGUGUUACCAAGCCAUUUUAGAACAUCAAACUGUUAGCAACUACAGGUGUAUAAUUGUUCUCAUCCACAGUUGUAAGUGGCAAACAGAUUUGAUGUGAAAUUGAACUAAACACGCUCAUUGUAAAACUAAUUGAAAAUAUCAGGUCUUGCUUUGAUCAAGAUAUUUUUUAAUAUCAUUAAAAUUGCAACCAUAAUUACUGCCUGACCCUAGAAGUGUAUUAUGAUUGUGGAGCACCAUCAUCUUCAUCAAUAAUAUUUCAUCAUCCACUUCAAAUAUUGGGAGCACUUUGCUUUUUACAGUUAAAUGUCAUAACGUUUAUUAUUUGAAAAUUAAAUCUGCCAGACUCAAAUUCACUUUAGAAGGGGGGGGAACCAACACCAUACUGUAGGCUCUAUCAUAAUGGGCAGUAUUCUUUAAGAUCAACAGUGAACAUUGUUCCUUUGCUGCCAACCAUGAAACCUGAGCCACUGUGGCAAAAAAAGUCGUGUUUUAAUACAAAUCAUGAGUUUGCAUUAGUUUUGAAUGUGUGAUAUUGAUCUAUAACAGACUGAAAAUUAAUGUUGAGUGGAUCAGAAUAAAUAUUACAUUGUUUUGUCUUUGAUAUGAUUAUGUAUUUAAAACCAUGUUACUUUGCACAAUGCCAGUCUCAGUUCAUGUGGCUCUGGAUUUAAUUAUUUCACACACACAUCUCCCUCAUCCAGUUCACAGGGAAUAGAAUAUCAUUGCGAAACAUGUCCUGACUCUUAUGGGGCUUUCUCACGGGGCGACUUGACGCAAGAGGUAACCAGAGUUGAACAUUGUGGGAACCUCGUACGAUAACCGUACGGCAUUCGUGGACCACCGUGGCGCUAACGGCAGGUACUCGUGUAACUUGUUGACUCGGGAGAAAAUUCAAGCAAGCUUGAAUUUCUCCAAGAGUGACUUGUACACUUGUGGUUGAACAUUGAAACAUUAUAUGGACGUAGUGGCCAGUGCGAUAUCCGUAAUAACUCUUGCGUUUACCGUGGGAACUCCUGCGAACGGUGAACCCGGAAGCUGGACAGAGGGGACAGAAGGUGAGUAAAAAAGGUGGUCUCAAUAUCGCCAAUGGAACAUGUGUCCAUCAAGGACGUCCCACCUCAUUGUCAUUGUUGGAGAAUCUUUUUCACUGGAACACUUGCAGAGAUGGCUCCCAGAAAAGCUCAAAGAAAGCGGGUGAAGCAUGUCGGAAAGGUUUUUGCCAUGCAGGAGAAUGAGGAGGAGACGCAG